AUUCCUGAGGGAUCGAUGGAAGCAAAUAGAAGUGUACUAUGCAUCGUCCAAUUAGAAGCCUCAGGUCCUAGCGUCAGUUAAAGAAUCUGAAUGUUAGUUCCAAGAACUGUUAAUGGUAUUCGUUGAUAGAUCCACACGAGUCGUUGACUAUCGUAUCUCGUUUCUGAAUGAUGCACCCCAAUAUUUUGAGUGAGGCUUAGCUCAGCUCCUGCACAGGCCUUCCAACCACCAACGAUCCUCAUUUUUUCCCUAUUCCUUCUCUGUAUCGGAGCACUGACCCCAGUGAAACAGAAGCCCAUCAUGAAGCAAACUAUGGAAUCUCCGCUGCUCGGAGGUGGUGGCUUAGGCAACAAGAAGAAGUCGAUGAGAAUUAUCUUAUUCGUUCUCGCCUUAAUGGCUCUCUCAAUUUUGGGACUUGUAAUCAGAGGCAACAGAAACUUGUGGGGACUAAAACAUGAUGUGGGAAUUAAAACCAAUCAACAGGAUACCAUCGAGUCCGAGCUGGGAGUUGUUGCAGCCGACGAUGGCCGUUGUUCUGAAAUCGGAGCUUCAAUUCUUAGGCGUGGUGGGCAUGCUGUUGACGCUGCAGUGGCAACUUCAUUAUGCCUCGGCGUUGUUUAUGCUUCAUCUAGUGGCAUAGGAGGUGGGGCAUUCAUGGUCGUCCGAUCUUCUGCAACUUCCCGGACACAGGCUUUUGACAUGAGAGAAACUGCUCCUUUAGCUGCUUCACAGGAUAUGUAUCAGAACAAUCCUCAAGCUAAAAGCCAAGGUGCCUUGUCAGUGGGAGUUCCUGGUGAGUUAGCUGGCCUUCAUGAAGCUUGGUUGCAGCAUGGUCGCUUAAGAUGGAAAGCUUUAUUCCAACCGGCUAUAAAUCUUGCUAAAAAUGGCUUUGAGGUGUCGCCUUAUCUUGGAAAUUGCAUAGCUCACUAUGCACAGAGGAUAAUGAACGAUCCUGGGUUGAGAAAUGUAUACGCUCCAAAUGGCAAUUUGUUAAAAACAGGGGAGACAUGCUAUAAUGUGGAACUUGCACACAGCUUAGAGGUAGUGGCAGAACAAGGUCCACAAGCUUUUUAUAAUGGAACCAUUGGUGAAAAGUUAGUGAAGGAUGUGAGAGAAGCUGGUGGAAUUCUAACAAUGGAAGAUUUACAUAAUUACAAGGUGGAAAUAACUGAUGCAGUCACUGUGAAUGCGAUGGGCUAUGCCAUAUAUGGAAUGCCUCCUCCUUCAAGCGGAACACUUGCUCUUUCUCUGGUUCUGCAUAUCUUAGACAGUUAUGGAAGUUCAGAUGCUGCAAAAGGGGAGAUGGGUGCUCAUCGGCUGAUAGAAGCUCUGAAACACACAUUUGCUGUUCGAAUGAACCUGGGCGACCCUGAUUUUGUAAACAUAACUAGUACUGUAUCAGACAUGCUUUCCCCUUCUUUCGCUAAGAAAAUACAACAAAAGAUACUCGACAACACUACAUUCCCUCCAGAGUACUAUAUGAACAGGUGGGAUCAAGUUAGAGAUCAUGGAACAAGCCAUUUCUGCAUUGUGGAUGCUGAUAGAAAUGCUGUAUCAUUGACAACAACUGUAAACUGGGUUUUUGGAGCCGGUGUGCUUUCUCCUUCUACUGGUAUUGUGCUCAACAAUGAAAUGGAUGACUUCUCAGUACCUACUUAUGUAUCACCUGAAAAACUUCCUCCAGCCCCAACAAAUUUUAUUCGACCAAACAAGAAACCAUUGUCUUCCAUGACUCCCAUCAUCAUCACGAAGGAUGAUCAAUUGGCUGGAGUUAUUGGAGGCAGCGGUGGAUUGUACAUCUUUUCAUCAGUGAUUCAAGUUUUUCUAAACCAUUUUGUCCUGGGAAUGGAUCCUCUGGAUUCAGUUCAGAGCCCAAGGAUUUAUCACACGCUUAUCCCCGAUGUAGUUAAGUACGAGAACUUGACUGCUCCUUAUGGUGACCGUAUCGAGGUGUUAGAUGAAAUAAGGCAUUUCCUGGAAGACAGGGGUCAUCAACUGAAAGAGGCCCAAUCACCAUUAGCCAUCACUCAGCUUAUUGUGCAAGAUCUCAAAAACCCUGUCAACAUGAACAGGAAGAUCAGUAAAGACACCAAUCCUUAUACAAUGCACGGCACUUUAACUGCUGUCAGUGACCCGAGAAAGGGUGGGUGUCCAGCAGCCAUCUAGUUGCCAUCAAUUCAGAUUCAUACCAUCACAGAAACGUGGGGGGACAUAUAUGUACAGUGCUUGAAAAUUUAGAAUAAAUUGCGCUAAUGAGUUAGCAGACAACAUUAGUCAUUUAAAAGUCCAUUUAAACACAACUAUACAUUCUAUUUUGGAAAUAAACACAAAUUAUAAGA
Molecule: messenger RNA, 2339 nt
Organism: Neltuma alba
Lineage: Eukaryota; Viridiplantae; Streptophyta; Magnoliopsida; Fabales; Fabaceae
Product: glutathione hydrolase 3-like
Exons: 7
Coding region: 301-2166 (621 amino acids)
Biological process (GO): glutathione catabolic process
Cellular component (GO): plasma membrane
Molecular function (GO): glutathione gamma-glutamate hydrolase
Source: RefSeq, a predicted model, not a curated record